This is a messenger RNA of Nicotiana tabacum (common tobacco), 907 nucleotides long. RefSeq lists its product as uncharacterized. Lineage: Eukaryota; Viridiplantae; Streptophyta; Magnoliopsida; Solanales; Solanaceae. Gene Ontology annotation, cellular component: endoplasmic reticulum membrane. The record is from RefSeq and is a predicted model, not a curated record.
GAUAUUAUUAGUGGUAGGAGUAGGAGAGUGGAUAAUUAUGAACUAGUCCACUGCUUCCAAAUUAAUAGUCGUUCCAAUAGGAGCAAAGAAGAAGAAGAAGAAGAAGAAAAACUGUGCUGGGAUUUGAUAGAAUCAGUGUUGGGAUUGAGCUGAAGAAAAAAAGGGAAAUGGCAAAUUUGUAUGUAAAGGCAGUGCCACCGGCGGAUCUGAACCGGAAUACAGACUGGUUUAUGUACCCAGGAGUAUGGACCACCUAUAUACUCAUCCUCUUCUUCUCAUGGCUUCUUGUUCUUUCCCUUUUUGGCUGCUCUCCUGGCAUCGCCUGGACCGUCGUCAAUCUCGGUCACUUUCUUGUUACAUAUCACUUCUUUCAUUGGAAGAAAGGAACCCCUUUUGCUGAUGACCAGGGAAUGUACAAUCAAUUGACCUGGUGGGAGCAAAUUGACAAUGGGAAACAGCUCACUCGUAACAGGAAAUUCUUAACUGUUGUGCCUGUUGUGCUGUAUUUGAUAGCCUCACAUACAACUGAUUACCAACAUCCAAUGCUCUUCUUCAAUACCAUUGCUGUGAUGGUGCUGGUUAUUGCCAAGUUCCCCAAUAUGCACAAGGUCCGAAUCUUCGGAAUUAAUGAGGAUCCAUGAAUGGUUCUUUUUUAUUUUCAGUUUGUUGUUUUUCAAGAUCUAAGCUUUCUGCUGUUCUGCGUAAAGCUCGUCUCUGUAUAGAAGUCAGGACCAGGAAAGAGUACUUUGCUUCUUUAGUGCUAAUGUUUUUCACAGGUGCUUCUCUAGAUAUACUGAAGCAAUAAAUGUAACAAGUUUUCUGUACAGUGUAAUUUUACCUUGUACUGUUACAUGAGAAUACUAUAAUUAGUUCAAUCCAUGUUACUAUAAUGUUUGUAGUCUGUAAA